Messenger RNA from Seminavis robusta, 3942 nucleotides. NCBI's taxonomy places the organism in Eukaryota, Bacillariophyta, Bacillariophyceae, Naviculales, Naviculaceae. The record is from the annotation of a GenBank genome assembly.
AUGUCGAGCAGCAACAGCAACAUCAACGCUCUGUUGAAAAAGACAGAACACUAUGACAAAGAUGAGCGAUAUAUGGCGACAUCUGAUUUGUGCGAAGUCUUGAAGCGUCAUGCUUCUCGCGACACAGGCGGCAGUUCUUCCGUCGGGAGUUUGGAUUCUUCCACGGAGCGUCGCAUUUGCACGGCCGUCUUGCGAUUGUUGCAUGACAAAUCGAACGAUGUCCAAGCCAUUGCCGUCAAGACGUUGGGGGUUCUCUUGACGACGGUAGGACAAGAGCAAGUGCUGGAAAUUGCCGACAGUUUGGCCGAUCAAGUGCUCGAUGCCAGCAAGAGCGAAUUGCGUGAUGUCUAUGCCAUUGGAUUACGAACUCUGGUCAAGACCAUUCCUCAAUCCAUGGGUCAUGAAGUUAGUAAACGUCUGGUGGGACGUCUCUUGGAAGGAAUUCGCACUUCGGACAAUCAAGAAAUUGUCCUGGCGUGUCUGGAUAUUCUGACGGAUUUACUGGGACGCUUUGGAGCCACGGCGCUCAGUGUCACACGACAACAUGAACCCAUCUUGCAAAUGUGCUUGACUCAGCUCGGCGCAGAAAGUCCCGUCGUCCGAAAACGAGCCGGCAACACUAUUGGAUGUUUGAGUGUCGUCUUGAGCGAUGCACUCCUCACCCGCAUGGUACAGGCAUUGUUGGGACAAAUUGAUCGAGCCGAACAGCAGCCAUCGUCUGGAAAGGAAGUCAUCGACACGCGAGCAUUGAUUCGAACCAUGUGCACAGUGUCGGGAGCCGUGGGACAUCGAUUGGGACAAGGACAAAUUGAUCGCAUCUUGCCCAUUUUCUUGAAAUUCACAAAUCCAGAGGAUGCCGCCACAGGAGACGACGACGAUGACGGAGAAGGCGCCAAUGGUGGUGACGAUGAUGCCGCCAUGGAAGAUCCGGCCAUGUCACAAGACUCGGAAGAUGAAACCGCCAUGGCGUUGAAAAAUGAACUACGGGAGUCCUGUUUCAUGGGGUUCGAGUCGUUCGUUUUGCGUUGUCCAACCGAAGUGGAGCCGCAUUUGGAUAACAUUGUCCGACGAUCGGCUAUUCGGGCAUUGAAGGCGGUUGUCGAAGCCAAGAAGCAUGAUCCCUCCACCCUUUGGUCCAAAAGCUAUCCCGUCCGAAAGAGCAAAUCUUCUAUUGUCGCUACUGCUCUCGUCAACCGAUUCAAGGAGCGGGAAGAAAAUUGCCGGGUCGGCGUCAUUGAUUGUUUCACUCGACUGCUAGAUGUGACAGUCGCAGCAGCUCAUUCUGGAGUAAUUGCCUUUGCGGAUCCCAAUGCCAUGGACACUACCGCGAACAGUGCAAGCACCACUAUUGAUUUGCGCAAUCAGUAUGCGCCUCAGCUCGUCAAGGCAUGCGAAAAAUUGCUCAGUGUCAAGAAAGGAGGGGAACGAUCCAAAUCAAAUGCGUUGAUGCUCCUAUCAACGCUCUGCACUGCGCCUGGAGGUGUCGGUGGCGGCAGCGAAGUGGCCUCGGUGUUCCAGCAUGUCCAAACGUUCUUGGCCACCAAUGGUGAUCAAGCUCUGCACCGAGAAGGAACCAGUAAAGCGUUGCGAUUGGAUGCCCUCUCACUGGUGCGAGCCAUGUUGGUCAGUGGCAAUCACGAUCCUGUUCAUAUCCAGCAGGGGUUGCGACAGUCACUUUUACCGGAGCUCUGCGAAGCGGUCAAAGAACAAUGGUACAAAGUCAUCGCGGAGGCGCUUCGUGCUUUGGCGGCAGUUCCUCGAUUCUUUAUCGUUGGCUGGACUGAUCAAGAUGAUGAAGCCAGUCAAACAAAGGAGAAAGAGAAGGUGGCGAGUCACCUUUACGUUGCUAUCGAACCCUUGUUGUCUGCACACGACGUAGAUCAAGAGAUCAAGGAGUGCGCCCUCAAAGCCUGUGCCUCGCUGUUGUCUUCGUUGCAUUCCAGCUUGAAGGUCGAGCAAAAAGAUCGAUUAUUGCAGUUGCUCUUGGAGCGACUCAAGAACGAAACCACUCGCAUUGCUGCGAUUAAGACAAUCUCCGCGAUUGCCGCUUCUUCUGGAUCCCCUGGUGUCGGCGAAGAAGACGCCAUGGACGUGGACCGACAAGGAAAGAUCGACUUGUCCCCCAUUUUGGUGGAUUCCAUCUCAACCAUGGCAUCCUUCCUUAAGCUUCAGUCUCGAUCCUUGAAGCAAUCGUCAUUGGAAGCUUUGGAUACGAUUGUGACCAAUCACGGUUCUGCCUAUGCCGAAUUGGCAAACGGGGAGUUGUAUGCCAUGGUUUUGCAAGAGCUUGCUCCUCUGGUCGUUGACAGCGACCUUCAUCUUAGUCACUUGAGCUUACGCGCAGCCAUUUCUGUUCUGAAAGAGUGUCCAGCAUGUGGUCCAGCAGUGAAGGCUCAUGUGUUGCCAAACUCGUUGGUUCUUUCUACGUCCCCUCUGUUGCAGGAUCUUGCGCUCGAUUCUCUCUUGGCGCUCUUGGAGCAGAUUGUCCUGAGCAACGCCGUGGAGUUUUCGGACCUGUUGGUCAUGCUACGAGAACGUCUCAAGGAAGAGAAAAUUGGAAAGCAUGCGAUUUACAAUCUGGCCAAGUGCAUCGCCAUCAUUACUGCCACCACCACCCCCGAGAAUCGCCAAGGUGUGGUUGAUGAAACCCUCGUUUUGUUGGACAAGGCAGAAACUCCUGACACCAGCGCUGAACUUCGACGUGUUCAGUUGGCCCUGCUUGUCUCUGGGGAUUUGGGACGCAUGGUUGAUUUGAGUACGCUCAGCGGAGGAGUGGCAGAGCGGCUUCAAAAGAUCUACAUGGAGUAUUUCUUGUCGUCUUCAGAGGAUCUGAAGCAUGCAGCUGCAUUUUCUUUGGGCCGCGCCUCCGUUGGUUCUCAGUCAGUUUUCCUACCCGUCAUUGUCAAUACAAUGGACGAGAAGAACCAAAAGAAGCAGUAUUUGCUGUUGUCUGCGCUACGUGAAUACAUCAAGUGCAGCUUUCAUCAAUCGGGAGGGGAUGGCAUUGCCCCGAGUCUGCCUGUCGUCUUGCCGCACUUGGAAGCACACUGCAAAGAGGAAGAGGAAGGUGUUCGGACGAUGGUUGCCGAGUGCCUUGGCUCCUUGACUUGUAUGCAGCCUGACACUAUGCUCAAGAAGCUGUCAGAGAUCCAAUCUGCGCACAUGGAGAUCAAUGCCCCUGGCGGUGUCGUUCCUAGCGACGAUACCAAAUCCAAGGAGAACUCGCUCGUAUGUUGGACUGUAGCAACUUCUUUGAAACUCGCCAUUGCUGGAAAGGUCGAUUCAACCGAGCUGGCGAAGUACAUGCCUGGAUACUUGAAAUUGUUGCAGCAGAAGGAACUCCAUGUCCGCAAUGCUGCCCUCCUCAUGACAUACUCGGCUGUCCACCACAUGCCUCAGGUGGUGUCCGGGCUCAUGAAGGACGAAAUCAUGCCAUCGCUUUACGAUGUUGCAGAGUUGAAAUUGGAACGCAUCGUGGAUCUCGGUCCCUUCAAGCACACGGUGGACGACGCCUUGCCGCUUCGAAAGGCCGCUCUCAGCAUCUUUGCUACCUGCUUGGAGAAGUUGCCGGCAAGCAUGGACAUUGCGGCUUUCAUGCCUGUGCUGGCCAAAUCGUUGGGUGAUGUCGAAGACAUUCAGCUCCACGCUCACCACAUUUUGAUCUCCAUGUGUUUGCGGCAGCCUACGUACCUGGUUGCUGCCAUUGAGACUUUCGUGGAACCUUUGGAGAAGACUAUUCACAAGAAGGCCGGGCAGAAGACAGGCACAGAGUUGGAGCGAUUGAAUGACUGGAUCAAGAGCUCUUUGAGAGCCAUGUUGGCGCUCAGUCGAUUGGAUGGGGCCAUGAAUGCACGCAAGUUCGCGGAAUUCCAUCAACGCACCACUUCGAACAGCAAGUUUCGCCCAGUUCUUGAUGCUCUAGAAGGCGAUACUACUUCAUAG